This is a messenger RNA of Vitis vinifera (wine grape), 879 nucleotides long. Its product is annotated as thioredoxin-like 3-3. The transcript has 3 exons. NCBI's taxonomy places the organism in Eukaryota, Viridiplantae, Streptophyta, Magnoliopsida, Vitales, Vitaceae. The coding region runs from base 410 to 784 and encodes 124 amino acids. The record is from RefSeq and is a predicted model, not a curated record.
AUCGGUGCCCUAUGUAAUUAGAGUAUUGUUUAAUCCUAUUACUCCUUACUCCUGAAGCUGCUGAAAAAGUUUCGGGUCUGUCUUUCUGUUAGUGUAACUUAUAUGCGAUUUUGCACAGAAAAGUAUAACAACUUCAACAUGCUUGAUAUUUUGGAGUAAUUUUUCAUGGGUAAUUUCUAUUAUUUAAUAUAAUAUUAAUAAUAAAUAUUUUAUUUAUUUAAUAAAAAGGGAAUAUCCCUUACCAUUAACAAAAAUAUUGCUGGUUCUACUUCUAUCCAGAAAGGUGGAAAGACGACGAGGGACUGGGUGUAAAUAGUUACGUCACUUUUUUAUACCCUUAAUUUUCCCUUUUAAGAGGAGAAAAAGAGAAGCAGCAGGAGGCGGGCACAAGCCGAACGUUAACCAAGAGAUGUCAGAGACGGACUUGGAGGGCACAGGUCUGAAUCUCGCUGUGAAUCGCCAUGGAAACUUAACAAGCGCUUCAAACGAUCAAGACCUUACUAACGUUCUUCACCAAAUCAAGUCGUCUAAAUCCCCUGCUGUUAUAAAUUAUGGGUCAACUUGGUGUCGGGUGUGUAACCAGAUCCUCCCUGCAUUCUGCCAGCUGAGCAACAAUUUUCCAAAGCUUUCUUUCAUAUAUGCAGACAUUGAUGAAUGCCCAGAAACAACCCAACACAUUCGCUACACACCCACAUUUCAUUUCUACCGCGAUGGUGAGAGGGUAGAUGAGAUGCUUGGCGCUGGAGAAGAGCGGCUUCAUGAUCGCCUGUGGUUGCACUCCUGAAGACCUUCAUCCUCUCCUCAAUUUGCCUUCUGUAAGGACUAUGCUUUGCAUGUAUACCUGGCUCAUAUUGCUGAUUAAAUAUUCUGCGUGUUAAA